Molecule: messenger RNA, 2556 nt
Organism: Parascedosporium putredinis
Lineage: Eukaryota; Fungi; Ascomycota; Sordariomycetes; Microascales; Microascaceae
Source: the annotation of a GenBank genome assembly
AUGAAGGACUGGAAAGAUGUGCUCUCGACCGUUGUCACGGCACUCGGGGACAACGUUGAGAGCCACGCCUCCAUCCUCGACUUCCUCAGAGUUCUCCCCGAAGAAGUGAUCGAGGGCCGCAAAAUCACCUUGACUGAAGAGGAACUCAGCCAACGAACCACAGAGCUCUUGGGAGACAAUGCCGAACAAGUCAUCCGGCUCCUAAUCAAUUAUGCCCAAUCUUCGCCCACCGCGGCGCAAAACCCCCAGCUUUUGGAAUGCAUCACGUCUUGGCUCCGCGAAGUGCCUCUCGAAGCCAUUGUCAACUCGCCCCUUCUCGACGUCAUCUUUCGCGGCCUUGAUGAGGAUGUGUCGACACAAGAGGCCGCUGAAUGCUUGUGCACCAUCUUCCGAGAAACUGCCGAAGUAGAUGAGAAUCCCGGUGUGAUCAAGGCGCUUUUCCCCAGGGUCAUCGCCCUGAGGCCGCGUAUCAAGAAGGCGGCUGAUGAAGAGGAUACGGAGACGCUCAAGGCCCUCACCAAGAUCUUCUCCGUGGCGGCCGAAGCUUGGGUCAUUGCUAUUGUGCGUGAGCCCAUCCAGUUUAGGCCUCUGGUGGAUGCAGUGCUUGAGUGCGCGGCGCGAGACACGGAUCGCGAGGUGAUUGAGCACACAUUCGAGUUCUGGUACCAGCUAAAGCAGUAUCUUGUCAUUGAGCGAUAUAUCCAGUCCCGCGUCGAGCUUGUCGAUGUUUAUUCGAAGCUUGUCGACAUCCUCCUUAAGCAUCUCGAGUACCCAGAAAAUGAAGGCGCGAACGAGCAGGAUCUCUUUGACGGCGACCGUGAGCAGGAGGAGAAAUUUAGAGAGUUUAGGCACCAAAUGGGCGACACGAUGAAGGAUGCUUGCGAGGUCAUGGGCGUCACGGACUGCCUCGCCAAGGUGCUCACUGCUAUCCAGAUUUGGCUGCAGAAGUACGCUAGCCAGGUAUCCGGCACAGCGGUGCCUCACUGGCAGCAGCUUGAGGGUCCCCUGUUCGCCAUGCGUGCCCUGGGCCGUAUGGUCGACAAGGAUGAAAACAUUGUUCUGCCCCAGCUUAUGCCGCUGCUUGUCCAGAUUCCUAGCCACGAGAAGCUGCUUUUUGCCACCAUCAUGGUCCUCGGAAGGUACACGGAAUGGACCGCCGCACAUCCGGAAUAUUUCGAGCGGCAGUUCCAGUACAUCACCUCGUCGUUCCACACCGAGUCCAAGGAGAUCAUCAGAGCCGCCGCCGUCGCCAUCAAGUACUUCUGCACAGACUGCAGAGAUCUCCUCAGCGGCCAGGUUCUCGAGCUACACACCUUCUACAAUCAGAUCCUAGAUAAACUACCCGAGCUCAGCCAGGAAGAGAUGACUGAGGGUGUUGCCAGCGUGGUGGCUGCCCAACCCGAGGGCGAAAUCUACAAGCUCCUCAAGCUGUACUGCGACCCCUUGGUGCAGCGCCUGGUAGCAAAAGCCGAGAAGGCUUAUAAAGCGAACACUGAUGAAGAGAAGCUCGCUUUGGCUGACCAGGUCCAACUCAUCACGGUCUUUGUUCAGAAUGUCAAGCCAUAUGUUCGUGGCACCGACAACCCUGCGGUCAAGUAUUGGCAAGAGGUGUUCCCUGUCCUAGCCAAUAUUCUCGAGACGUUCAUCACCUUUGUGCCAAUUUGUGAACGGGUUUGUCGAUCUUGGCGCCAUAUGGUGAUCUCGUACCGGACGGCCAUGACGCCUCUCCUGCCGGCGAUGGCGGACAAGUUGGCGAGCGGGUUUGUCGCCUCGAAGGAGGGAUGCUUCCUCUGGGUUACAGCAGCCAUCCUCCGGGAGUUCUCAGAGGACCGGGAACACGUCAACCCGAGCAUCACUGAAAGCAUCUACAAAUUCUUCGAAGCGCAGGCCACGACUUUCCUACGGGAAAUGGCGACUUUGCAACCUAAGGAGCUGCCCGACGUCAUCGAGGACUUCUUCCGGCUGCUCGUGGAUGCUCUGCUGUAUUACCCUCAGAAGCUCUUGCCCUCGGAACUUCUUACGCCUAUAUUCGAAGCUUCGAUUUAUGCUCUACAGCUAGAACAGCGCGAUCCGCUCUCUGCGACACUCCAUUUCCUUUUGGACCUCAUCUCUUAUGCGGGCGAUAACCCAGCAACUGGCGAGGGUCUGCCGCCAGAUGUAGCGGUUCAGCUUCGAGGCAUUGUCAGGACCCUUCUCACCACCCGAGGCGAGAGCCUUAUCAAGCAGGUCAUGGCGGGCAUGAUGAUCACUUUCCCAAGCGACUGCUUUGUUGACGGCAGCGGCGUGCUCCUAGCCAUGUUCCGGCUAUUCCCCACGGAGACUACGGCGUGGGUCGAGCGGACGAUCCAGCUACUCCCCCAGGGAACCGUUUCUCCCGUCGAGUCCAGCCGCCUGAUGGGAAAAAUCAAGGAAAAGCUUCAGGCAGAUGACCAAAACAACAUUAGGCAGGUCAGGGCCCUCUUGCAGGACUUUACAAAUAGCUAUCGCCGCCGAAACGUCGCACCUCGCGACGGACUCGGCCAGCUCAGCGGCCAACGAUUCCAGUUUGCAGGGUAA